This is a messenger RNA of Austrofundulus limnaeus, 1363 nucleotides long. Its product is annotated as alpha-2-HS-glycoprotein. NCBI's taxonomy places the organism in Eukaryota, Metazoa, Chordata, Actinopteri, Cyprinodontiformes, Rivulidae. The record is from RefSeq and is a predicted model, not a curated record. Gene Ontology annotation, biological process: negative regulation of endopeptidase activity. Gene Ontology annotation, cellular component: blood microparticle; extracellular matrix; extracellular region. Gene Ontology annotation, molecular function: cysteine-type endopeptidase inhibitor activity.
CUCAGCCUCUCCUUCCCUUUCCUUCUGCUCCGACACCUCGCCGCGCCUCGUGCAGACAUGUAUCUCCUGGGCAUCACUGUGGUUCUGGGGCUGCUGGGGGGGAUGCGUGCUCAGGUCAACGUGGUCAACGUGCUGAGGCCAGCGUGCGACUCCCUCGAGGCUGAGGAGGCCGCCCUGGUGGCUCGGGAUCACCUCAAUGCCCAGCACAACCACGGCUACAAGUACGCUCUGAACAGGAUCGAAGACAUCAAGGUCCACCCUAUGCCUGAUGGAAACAGCACCUACGUCCUGGAGGUGGACUUGCUGGAGACAUACUGCCACGUGCUGGACCCCACGCCUGUGGACAACUGCACCGUCAGGCCCAAACAUCUGACGGCCAURGAAGGCGAUUGUGACGUGGUGCUGAGGAAGGUUGGCGACACUCUGACUGUCACAGCGUUCAAAUGUAAAACAGAAGAAUCCAGAGAGGACAUCUGUUUGGGCUGUUACACCCUGCUUCCCUUCAAUCACACUGAAGGGCUGGACUUUGUUCAGGCCUCUCUGGCCAAACUGAACAACAUGACUGAGAACGUGACGUACGUCCUCGCCGAGGUCGGGAGGAUUUCCUCACAGGUGGUGUCUGGUGGAGCAAAGUACAACACAGAAUUUAUUGUCAUCGAGGCCAGCUGUGUUAAUGAAACCUGCAUGGCUCUGACUGACGCCACGGCUGCACAUGGAAUUUGUACUGCUGAAGGUGUGAACGAUCCUGCAGUGAACUGCAAGAUGUUUUCCACUCUGACACCCCUUAUAGAUGCCAACAGCACUGCAGCUGUAAAGCCAGCCCUGCUGCCACAAGUUCACGCUGGUUUGUCUCCACAACACGGACUGAAGCACCACAAACUGACCACCCUCCACGACCCUCACACAAGUGGCUACUUGUCUGCGGAAUCGGCAGAAUCAGCUGAAGUGGUGCCCGUAGCUCCUGCUCUGACGGUCACCUCUGCACCUGCCGACCCCCAGCUGACCACAGACGGCUCCUCUUCAGAUGCAUCAGCCAGCGCAGAGGUCCUAAUGAAGGUGAAGAGAAGCGCCCCCGCUGUCCUCACGCACCCCAUUCAGGCAUGUCCAGGAAAAGUCAGAUUCUUCUAAAGGGUUCAGAAGUUCCUCCCAAAGACUCAGUCGUUUCCUUUCAACUACACCGGUACUAGUAGAGUAAUUGAUGCAAGCAUGUGCUGUGGUGGGUAGAUACUGCAAAUACACGUAGGGUAGAAACCAUCUAAUGCUUGAUGUCACCAGUGUUCAAGAAUGGAAAAGAAAUUCUGAAAUUAAAAGAUUUGCAUGUAACAGUUGAAUAAAUCUGGAAUAAAACAUUGUUUCUACUCAU